This is a messenger RNA of Zymoseptoria tritici IPO323, 603 nucleotides long. RefSeq lists its product as uncharacterized. Gene Ontology annotation, molecular function: proton transmembrane transporter activity. Gene Ontology annotation, biological process: proton motive force-driven ATP synthesis. The record is from RefSeq and is a predicted model, not a curated record. Lineage: Eukaryota; Fungi; Ascomycota; Dothideomycetes; Mycosphaerellales; Mycosphaerellaceae. The transcript has 3 exons. The coding region runs from base 107 to 379 and encodes 90 amino acids.
AACCCGGCACCACUGCGCACCUCCGGACAAUCACGACUCCGCAGUCAGUCUUCAACAAGUAUUCGCUCACCACAUCGCCGUCUUCUCCCUUCCAGCAUCCUCCGCCAUGUCCGCAACGGGGACGAAUGUCCUCCGAUGGGGAGCCCUCGUCUUCGGUGUCUUCUACGGUUUCACACACCAGCAGGCCAUCUUCGCAAAGGAUAAAGCCGCGGAACACAAGCACGAAUACGACCGAAAGCAGAAGCUCAUAGAUGAGGCCAAGGCCAAGUUCGCCGAGAAGAACUCGCCCAAGUCGGGCGAUGGUGUAAUAACGAACCCAGACGACCCGAAAUUCGACCUCGAGAAGUACCUCCUCAAGGUGGCCAAGGAGAACCCGUAAGAGGCUUGCCGAGGGCAGAUGUUGGACACAUGUGAUGACACGGGAAAGAGGCGGUGAGAGGGAUAGCACAGAGACAUGGCGGGUGUCAAUACCCGACGUGAAGGAUUGGAAUAUGCUUGUUCCAUCUUGCCUUGCUCUGACACGGAAGAACGCAACAACUAGACGAAAGGAAAAGCAUGCACUUCGAAGCCUCGCGAUCCGGAAAGAGAGCAAUCGCACUCUCG